AUGUCCCAAAGCAAGUCAGUCGACAUCGCUCGAGACGCCCAGCGGGUGUUUAACGUGCUGCGCAACGGUGGCCUGGCCAUCAUCCCCGCCAACGUUGGAUACGGCCUGGUAGCAUGUGACGCGGAAGCCCUAGACCGACUCUUCACCGUCAAGCGACGCAAACCACACAAGAAACACGCCAUGAUCGGAAGCUAUGUUCUACAAGAAUCCAUCCACGCUCUCCCACCCGAGCGACAGGCUAUGGUGCGCCUACUGACAGUCGACCUCGAUCUCCCGCUCGGCGUGGUCGCCCCGUUCCGUGCAGACCACCAUUUGGUCCGCAGACUCGGAGAUACGACAUUGUCCAAGAGCACCAUCAACGACACCCUUUCAAUGCUAGUCAACGGGGGUAACCUGCAAGAAGAACUCUCGCGGCUGACCACCGCAGCCGGACUACCUCUGAUGGGCUCAUCGGCCAACAUAAGCGGCACCGGGACUAAGCUGGUGGUAGAGGAGAUCGAGCCCGAAGUGCAAGCCGCCGCCGACCUCGUCAUCGACUACGGUAGACAGCGCUACGGCCACCCGCGGGCAUCGUCGACGAUGAUCGACUUUGCGAGUAUGCGGGUGGUACGUUUCGGCGCGUGCUACGACGUGAUCUGCGAUGUUUUUCAGCGAUUCUACAAGAUUCAGCUCCCUGAGGACCCGGGCCCCGCUAUUCUGUCAUCUGGCCAUUUGCUGCCUGAAGCUAGACUGUAUUAG
This is a messenger RNA of Aspergillus candidus, 738 nucleotides long. RefSeq lists its product as uncharacterized. The transcript has a single exon. The record is from RefSeq and is a predicted model, not a curated record. Gene Ontology annotation, molecular function: tRNA binding; double-stranded RNA binding; nucleotidyltransferase activity. Gene Ontology annotation, biological process: regulation of translational fidelity. The coding region runs from base 1 to 738 and encodes 245 amino acids. Gene Ontology annotation, cellular component: cytoplasm. NCBI's taxonomy places the organism in Eukaryota, Fungi, Ascomycota, Eurotiomycetes, Eurotiales, Aspergillaceae.